GCUCCGCGCGGGGGCCUCCUCGAUUCCUUCGCUGUUGCAGCCGCCGCCGCCUCUGUGGUUGCUGGGGGUGGGUGAGAGGAGGAGCUGUCGCGGACCCCGUGGAGUCAGUCUCUGUUGCUGUUUUUGCCUGAGGAGUCUUCCUUCCUACGUCGCACCCUGAAUCCCGUGGCGUCGAGGGGGAGUCCCUGCGGACACCUCGGCACGCAGUGGAAAUGCCUCUCUUUGCCACCAACCCCUUCGAUCAAGAUGUUGAGAAAGCCACCAGUGAGAUGAAUACUGCUGAAGACUGGGGCCUCAUUUUGGAUAUUUGUGAUAAAGUUGGUCAGUCUCGGACUGGCUAUUAAGAAAUGAUGCUAUGAACCUGGGUAUACAACUGUCUCUUCAAGACCCUGCUAUAAUUCUUUGGGAUAUAUACCCAGAAGUGGAAUUGCUGGAUCAUAUGACCUAAAGAUUGUCUUCGGUCUAUUAUGAGGAGGGUGAACCAUAAAGAUCCUCAUGUUGCUAUGCAAGCUUUGACUCUUCUAGGAGCAUGUGUAUCAAACUGUGGCAAAAUUUUUCAUUUAGAAGUAUGUUCAAGAGAUUUUGCUAGUGAAGUAAGCAACGUAUUAAAUAAGGGUCAUCCUAAAGUUUGUGAAAAAUUAAAGGCUCUUAUGGUUGAAUGGACAGAUGAAUUUAAGAACGAUCCGCAGCUUAGUUUAAUAUCAGCAAUGAUUAAGAACCUUAAGGAACAAGGAGUUACAUUCCCAGCUAUUGGCUCUCAGGCUGCAGAACAGGCAAAAGCAAGCCCGGCACUUGUAGCCAAGGAUCCUGGUACUGUGGCUAACAAAAAAGAAGAAGAAGAUUUAGCAAAAGCCAUUGAAUUGUCCCUCAAGGAACAAAGGCAACAGUCAACCACUCUUUCCACUUUGUAUCCAAGCACCUCCAAUCUCUUAACUAACCAUCAACAUGAAGGCCGAAAGGUUCGUGCUAUAUAUGACUUUGAAGCUGCUGAGGAUAAUGAACUCACUUUUAAAGCUGGAGAAAUUAUUACAGUUCUUGAUGACAGUGAUCCCAACUGGUGGAAAGGCGAAACCCAUCAAGGCAUAGGGUUAUUUCCUUCUAAUUUUGUGACUGCAGAUCUUACUGCUGAACCAGAAAUGGUUAAAACAGAGAAGAAGACAGUACAGUUUAGUGAUGAUGUUCAGGUAGAGACAAUAGACCCAGAGCCGGAGCCAGCCUUUAUUGAUGAGGAUAAAAUGGACCAGUUGCUACAGAUGUUGCAGAGUACAGAUCCCAGUGAUGAUCAGCCAGAUCUACCAGAGCUACUUCAUCUCGAAGCAAUGUGUCACCAGAUGGGCCCUCUCAUUGAUGAAAAGUUGGAAGAUAUUGAUAGAAAACACUCAGAACUCUCAGAACUUAAUGUUAAAGUUAUGGAGGCACUUUCAUUGUAUACCAAGUUAAUGAAUGAAGAUCCAAUGUAUUCCAUGUAUGCAAAAUUACAGAAUCAGCAAUAUUAUAUGCAGACAUCUGGUGUUUCUGGUUCUCAGGUAUAUCCAGGACCUCCUCCAAGCGGUGCUUACCUGGUUGCAGGGAAUGCACAGAUGAGCCAUCUCCAGAGCUACAGUCUUCCCCCAGAGCAGCUGUCUUCUCUUAGCCAAGGAGUGGUGCCACCGUCUGCAAACCCAGCCCUUCCUAGUCAGCAGACUCAGGCUUCUUACCCAACCACAAUGGUCAGUUCAGUGCAAGGAAAUACGUAUCCCAGCCCGGCUUCCGUAUAUAGUCCUCCCCCUGCUGCUGCCGCUGCAACUGCUGAUGUCACUCUGUACCAGAAUGCAGGAACUAGUAUGUCCCAGGUGCCAAACUAUAAUUUAACGUCAUCAACCCUGCCUCAGCCAGGAGGCAGUCAGCAGCCCCCUCAACCACAGCAACCAUAUUCUCAGAAGGCUUUACUAUAGGACCUGGUGUUCCUUUUUGUGGCAUAUAGCUCCUAAAUGCCGCUGACAAUGUUACGAGAUUCAUUAAUAUCUUAAGAUUUGUUUAUCCUCAGCUCAUAGGAAUCUGUCUUGGUCAACAAACUCAAAUAUUCAAGAAGGUAGAGCUCUCUUCAAUUUACACCGACUUUUUAGAGGUUCUCCCUUCCCCCUCCCCCAAAGGAAUGAAACUACUUACAACACCUAAUCCCUUUCAUAAUAUGAAAGAAUUGAUACAAGAUUAUUUGUCUUGUAAAAUUACGUGGUCUGUAAAAAGUCAAACUUACAAAAACUGUUGUGACAAAUGUUCUGUACAUAUAUUGAUAUGUAACUUCAUUAGUGGUCAUUUUGAAUCACAGUGGUGAUCAUGUGAAUAUAUUUAACACUGUGUUAAAUUAAUUUACAUUGCUAUUUUAUUUUAAUCAUGAAAAACUACCAUGUUUCUUAGUGUUUUGUGUAAAGUUAAUUACAGUAUCUUUAACUGCAAGAAAGCAAAGCUGUGGCAUAUUUACAUGAAGGCAUUUUGUAGUCAUGUUUCAGUUUCACAUUAAACUGAACCUUCCUUUACUAAUUGUGAGCUAAACAUAUUCACAUAUAUUAUGUCUUUCUGUAGCCUCUGCAUACUACUAGCUGUCAUCACACCAGCGUACAGUAGCUAAAUUUUUGGUGCAGUUAUAGCAGAUGAUAAUGUUCCCUUUUGAACUUCUACAUUUUGGCAUGAUGUUUCAGGAUAUUGUGGGACCAUGAGACAAAAUUAAGUAGGAUCACAUUCUUUAUAUCUUAUUUUUAAAGAAAUGUUGUUUUACUUUUUCCUAGUUAAAGAUAGUAAUUAGGUUUAUAAGCUGUAUACUGUGUUUAUUGGUGGCAGUGAUGCCAAAGAUAGAGGCAAUGGAUAGAGAUUUUUAAACUGAAAAGAAAAUAGGAAUUACACUACAUUUCCCAAGUUUCUUAUAAUUAUUUGGGAUAUAAACAAAAUUUAAUUCAUCUGUCUCAUCCCCUUGCUAAUCUUUUAAAUGUGUCUUUAGCACAUUGUAUCCUUUAAUUCCUCAUUAAAAUGGCUAUAAGUAGAUGUUUCCAAGUAA
Molecule: messenger RNA, 3031 nt
Organism: Carlito syrichta (Philippine tarsier)
Lineage: Eukaryota; Metazoa; Chordata; Mammalia; Primates; Tarsiidae
Gene: STAM
Product: signal transducing adaptor molecule
Exons: 15
Coding region: 468-1934 (488 amino acids)
Biological process (GO): protein transport to vacuole involved in ubiquitin-dependent protein catabolic process via the multivesicular body sorting pathway
Cellular component (GO): ESCRT-0 complex
Molecular function (GO): phosphatidylinositol binding; ubiquitin binding
Source: RefSeq, a predicted model, not a curated record